CGGUGAGGUUGGGGCCUGAGCGAGGCCCGUGUGGGGAGGCGCCCUUGCAGUGCGGGAAGCGCAGAUUCCUGUCUGGCCACCUCCGGCUCCUCCUGCUUGCCCUCGCCGGGCCGCGCGUAACAGGCGGGGGUUGCGAGAGGCGGGAAAGGAGGCGAGGCGAUGGCGGCAGCUGCUGGCGGGUUCAGAACUGUGGAACCUUUGGAGUAUUACAGGAGGUUCUUGAAAGAAAACUGUCGCCCUGACGGGAGGGAGCUUGGUGAAUUCCGGACCACCACUGUCAAUGUCGGUUCCAUUACUACCGCAGAUGGUUCUGCCCUUGUGAAGCUAGGAAACACGACUGUGAUAUGCGGCAUAAAAGCGGAAUUUGCAGUGCCGCCUGUUGAUUCCAGCAAUAAGGGAUAUAUUGUUCCUAAUGUGGAUCUGCCACCGCUCUGUUCGUCAAGAUUUCGACCGGGACCGCCAGGGGAAGAGGCUCAGGCAGCGAGUCAGUUUAUGGCCGACGUGAUUGAAAAUUCACAGGUAGUAAGGAAAGAAGAUCUGUGCAUUGUAGAUGGGAAGCUGGCUUGGGUCCUGUACUGCGAUAUGAUAUGCUUGGACUACGAUGGGAACCUUCUGGAUGCCUGCAUGUGUGCUCUGCUGGCAGCUUUAAAGAAUGUGCAGUUGCCUGCUGUUCACAUAAAUGAAGAAACUGGUUUAGCAGAAGUCAACCUGAAAGAAAAGACUCCUUUGACUGUCAGGAAGGAACCGGUGGCUGCAUCGUUUGUGCUGUUUGACUCACUGGUGAUUGUUGACCCAACUGCAGAAGAGGAGGACUUGGCGACCGGCACAGUCACAAUCGUCACUGAUGAGGAAGGCAAACUGUGUUCUGUUCAUAAACCAGGCGGGAGUGCGCUGACGGGGGCCAAACUUCAAGACUGCAUUGGCCGCACAAAGACGAGACACAAGGAAGUGAAGAAGCUGCUGGAUAAGUUGGCCACAAGCGUAGAGGCGACGUAGGCAAUCUAUCGGGUCCCAUUUGGAAAGCAGAAUUUGUUAGAUGUAUAUUUGCUACAGCACACAGAAACUGGUUAUUUCAAAUGCUGCGUUUAUAAAGUCAUAGCAAAAUAUUUUUCCACUGUGGAAUAUAAUA
This is a messenger RNA of Heteronotia binoei (common prickly gecko), 1129 nucleotides long. RefSeq names its product exosome component 8 (gene EXOSC8). The transcript has 11 exons. Gene Ontology annotation, cellular component: nuclear exosome (RNase complex); cytoplasmic exosome (RNase complex). Gene Ontology annotation, biological process: U4 snRNA 3'-end processing; nuclear mRNA surveillance; U1 snRNA 3'-end processing. The record is from RefSeq and is a predicted model, not a curated record. NCBI's taxonomy places the organism in Eukaryota, Metazoa, Chordata, Lepidosauria, Squamata, Gekkonidae. Bases 160 to 996 code for a protein of 278 amino acids.